This is a messenger RNA of Nilaparvata lugens (brown planthopper), 2739 nucleotides long. It is a transcript of the gene gudu, whose product is annotated as armadillo repeat-containing protein gudu. The transcript has 13 exons. Gene Ontology annotation, molecular function: protein binding. Bases 440 to 2452 code for a protein of 670 amino acids. NCBI's taxonomy places the organism in Eukaryota, Metazoa, Arthropoda, Insecta, Hemiptera, Delphacidae. The record is from RefSeq and is a predicted model, not a curated record.
AUGAUGUCUAGUGCAAUGGAUCUAUCAAGACCUAGCAAAUCAUGAUAUAAAUCAAUCAAUCAAUCUUAAUUUCUCCCUCUUCUACCAUCUAUCAAACUUCUACCUCACUCUCCCUUAUCACCUGUCUCUCUAUAUCUCUCCCUUUUUCUCUAAGGCAUACUCUUCCUCUCUCUUAGAAUAUCCCCUAUUCUAAUAUCGCUUGACGAAAGAUGUAGCAUGCCUUCACAUGUAAAGGGGUGAACGCCUGCCUGAACAGCCACGAAACACAAGAAGUUGUUUGAUCGAUAAGCGGUGGUCCUUUCAGCUGGUCGACACUCUCUCGCUCCUCUACUACUGGACAGUUUGCUAAAUCAGGUACAAGCUGUGAGCAGGAUCCCAACACGGCGGAUUGACAGCCUCAAAUUAACAUCGCACUGUUCUUGCAGCUCCGGCGACCCAGAUGAGUGGUGGUCGUGAGGAUGUGGGUGGUCCGCGAGUGGUGAUCGUGCGUGAGCCGGACGACGACAGCGAAUCGUCUGUAGAGGAGGGAAGCUCUGAGGAGGAGUCAGAGGUGCCAGGUCUCGCCCCCCACAACCCUGAUGCUGCCCAGGACUACUGGCACAUACAGAAGCUCAUCAAGUACAUGAAGGCUGGUAACCAGACGGCUACAGUUGUGGCAUUGGCUUGCUUGAAAGAUCACGAACUCAGCUCAGAAAGCAUUCAGACAGCAAUCAAAGAGAUUGGGGGACUGGAAGUGCUCAUAAAUCUAUUGGAAACCAACGAUUUCAAAUGUAAGAUGGGAGCUUUGUCGGUGCUCAGUGCUGUAUCUGAGAACUUUGAGAUUCGACGUCACAUGACCGAUCUGGGUUGUGUGCCGUUGCUCGUGAAUCUGCUGAAUGAUCCUUCCAGAGCACUGCAAGCAGUAUCCGCCACAACUUUGUCAAAUGUUGCCAAAAUAAAGAAGGCUCGCAAAAUUGUGAGGAAAUGCAACGGGCUUCCGCAGCUGGUUGAUCUCCUAGAUGUGAGACAGUCCUUGCUGCAAACAAAUAUCAACCAAUUGGAGCCGGAUGAGCAGAAAAUAAUAGAAGUGGUGAGAGGCAGUGCAAAAGCAAUUUGGUCUCUAUCUAAAUCCACCAGAAACAAGGAGGAGCUACGCAAAGCGGGUUGUGUGAAACUGCUUGCUAGACUUCUGCAUUCGGUUCAUGAAGAUGUUGUAGUUUAUGCUAUGGGAACUAUUCAAAGGUGUGCUUCUCAGAGCAAUUAUCAACUCGCAAUCCAAACCGAGGGAAUGAUCGGUGAUAUGGUGAGAUAUUUAUCAAACAGCAAUCCUGACCUGAAGCGACAUUGCGCUUCUGCAAUAUUCAAGUGUGCAGAGGAUCCAAAAACGAGGGAACUAGUGAGACAGCAUGGUGGCCUGGACCCUCUGGUAGCCAUAUUGAGAGAUGAGGGAGUGAGACAGAAUAAGCCUCUCCUAGCUGCUGUUACAGGGGCCAUAUGGAAGUGCUCAAUCUCAAUCGAAAAUGUGCGAAGAUUGGAUGAUCUGAAUACAGUAAAUACUCUUGUUCAGCUCUUGAACGAUGAAGAUGAAGAGGUGUUGACAAACGUUGUGGGCGCUCUAGCAGGGUGCGCUCGGCUGGGGCACAACCGAGAGGUCAUCCAACAGGCGGGGGGCAUUGCUCUGUUGGUACAACUGCUCAGCCACACCAACCAGGCUCUGCUCGAGAAUGUCACCAGGGUGCUGGGCGAGAGUGCGCACAACGCAGACUGCAUGGCCGAGAUGGAGCGACUGGACGCCGUGCGCCUCAUCUGGUCGCUGCUCAAGAACCCAUCCACCAAGGUGCAGGCCAAUGCCGCCUGGGCCCUCGUGCCCUGCAUACAAAACUCGAAGGAGUCAGGUGAAAUGGUGCGUAGCCUAGUGGGUGGAUUGGAGCUGAUAGUGAGCCUGCUGCAGUCGGAAGACACCAAAGUGCUGGCCUGCGUUUGUGCCGCUCUCUCCAAAGUCGCCCAGGACAAAGAGAACUUGGCGGUCAUCACCGAUCACGGAGUCGUUCCCAUGCUGGCAAGGCUGGUUCUAACGUUUUCCAGUAGAAGAGAAGCGGAAACUAAAUCCGGGAAAGUGAAGCUUGAUCAAGCAACGAUUGAGGAGGAUGACAUACUGAGAGAGCAUCUGGCGUCGGCCAUUGCCAACUGUUGCAAGUGGAGCAACAACUGCCACGAGUUCGGGAGACUGGGCGCAGUGACCCCUCUGGUCGGGUACAUGUCCUCCAAGGACAAGAAGGUGCACCGCACCACCGCACUAGCUCUCUGCCAACUCUCACAGGACCCCUCCAACUGCAUCAAUCUGCAUCAGAGUGGUGUUGUGCCCUACUUGCUUGAAACAAUUGGAUCACCAGAUGAAGUGUUACAAGAAGCUUCAGCAGGAUGUCUCAGUAAUAUCCGAAAACUUGCUCUAGAAUCUGGAAGAGAGCAAUAAUUAUUAUAAAUAAAAAAUUAGAUAAUUCACGUUAUAAAAUUAUCGUUGAAGGUUUAUGUUUUUGUUGAAAAAUAUUGUAUUAUCAAUUAUUAUUGAUAAGAUCAUUGUUUGUUACUUUAUAUCAAUAGAAUUUAUCAAAAAUUAGAAUUAAAAUUGUUCUGUUGAUUAAUGAAAUUGUCUGGAGAAUAUGGAUUUUGAAUCUUAAAAUGUUCCUGCCUUUGUGUUUUUAACAGUUCUCAUGCAGACUUUACACUAUAUUAUUAUAAUCAAUUUGAUGUCACAUUGAA